This is a messenger RNA of Hermetia illucens (black soldier fly), 4780 nucleotides long. RefSeq lists its product as uncharacterized. The record is from RefSeq and is a predicted model, not a curated record. Lineage: Eukaryota; Metazoa; Arthropoda; Insecta; Diptera; Stratiomyidae. Gene Ontology annotation, cellular component: cytoplasm. The transcript is spliced from 11 exons. The coding region runs from base 800 to 1930 and encodes 376 amino acids. Gene Ontology annotation, biological process: signal transduction.
AGACGUGGAAACAUGUUUAGGUGAUAAACGCGAACACACAGUCACUACGGUCGUACUAAUCCACUUAUUAAGCAGCAUACUAAGUCGUGGAACGAUAGAUACUUUUUCAGUACUAGUACUACUGCACUCAUUGGCGUUUUUAAUACACAAAUCCAUUCAAGCUCAUAUGGCUGGCCGGCUAUAUCUUUAUAUACAUUUCGAAUGCGUAUUUAGCCGUUACAGCUUUGGUCUUGGCUGCCUUCUAGUUUUUUAGUAUUACCGGAAACUUGAAGGUUUGUGCAUCGUCUGCAGAUACAUCCUCGGGAGAAAGUCGAACUCGGUCUAGUAAAUAAAUUAUAAUUUUCAGUUUUAUUCGUUCGAUCAACCCCCUUUGAAUCGAUAACCUAAUUUCUGUUGUGAGUGGGUGAAGUGGUGACAAAUAUCAAAAAAAUUUUCAGAAGAAAAAAAGAAAAGUGGACAGUGUUGGGCACGUCGAUAAGCCACAAAGUUUUCAUUCGAAAUCUUUUCGUGAAUUGUUCAAGAAAACAGUCGGAGGGAACCAGAAUUUAGACCUGAUAUCACUAAGGUCGGAGGUUUCAUCACCCCAGACACCAAAAAGUUCAUUAAAGUGCAUUAAAAUUGUUUCUUAUCAAAUAAAAUCGUCCCCAAAGUGAAAAGUGUUUAAAUGUGAAAAAAAUGUUAUCUGUGGUUUGAUAAAUCAGAUCAAAGUGAAGAAAAAGUGAAAAGUGUAUAAAUAGCGGAUAAUUAUUUCCAACGAAUCCUCAACAGGCAUAAAAAGCCAGGAAAAUCCCAAGGAAAAAUGGCAACGGCACAACAACGACGAGCAUCUUUUGCCCGACGUGCAGAAAGCUUGAUUGAGAGGGUGAGAGUUUUGAACACGAUAUACGAGAAAUAUGUGAUAAAUACGGAUACCCAUGGUGAACUUCACGUUACCGUACAAGGUGAUCUAUCACAGCAGGACAAACGAGCAGUAUUUAUGACCGUACACGAUUUAGGAUGCAAUCACCACUCAUUUUUGGAAUUCGUCAAUAGUCCGUGUAUGGUUGAAAUCAAGGAGCGUUCAUGUUUUAUACAUGUCGAUGUUCCAGGACAUGAAGAUGGCGCUGCAGCCUUACCUGACACGUAUCAAUUUCCAUCACUUCAAUCAUUGGGUGAGGAUCUUGUUACCGUUCUUGAUUUUCUCCAUGUUAAAUACGUAUUGGGUUUGGGUGAGGGAGCUGGUGCUAAUGUUUUAGCUCGAUUUGGCCUAGCACAUCCAACACGUUGCCUUGGAUUGAUAUUAAUCAAUGUUACAGGCAGCACGGCUUCAGUUUUGGAUUCAUUUAAGAAUAAAUUCAUAAGCUGGAAAGGCAAUGAAGUUGCACAAUCUGCCGAAGAUUUUUUGAUGUAUCACAAAUUUGGGCAUAUCUUGGAGCAACUGGUCGGUGAUAAUCCAGACAAAGAGAAAAUCGUUGCCGAGUAUCAGAAUCGUUUACGUGGCGCCCUUAAUAGCAAGAAUGUUGGAUUAUAUGUGAAAUCGUUCAUGAGCCGAAAAGAUCUUCCACUAAAAUCCUGUAAACUAGACAUUCUACUUAUAACUGGUAUGCUUAGUCCAUACUCAACUGUCGUAGAGAAACUUCAUCACAAUUUGGACAAGGAAAAAGUAACCAUGUUGAAAAUUGAACGAGCUGGAGAUGUUUUGGCCGAUGCGCCUGCCAAAGUAGCACAAUCAAUUCUACUUUUCUGUAAAGGACAAGGUCUUCUAACAUCCGUAAUAAUGCCUGGUGUUGAUCGUUCACGAGCCUUCUCAACAAGUUCCGGUGGAUCAACAGAGUCUCCAACAUCAGGACGACGAUUGUCGCGGGGUAUGUCAAUGGAAGACUAUGACAAGCCAAAUAUCAGGCGGCUCAGUAUCACAGCAAACUCAGAAUCACCGAACAAGGUAAAGUAAAAAGAUGGAAAAUAAGCAACUGUUAAUCUGUUGAUAUUGUUCACAUGGAAAUAAUAAAUUUAAAAAAAAAUUAAUAAAUAAACAAAUACCAAAUAAAUACAAAGCAAAAAAAUAUAUGCUAAGAAAAAUGAUUAUGUAAAUUAUAGAGGGUUUUUUUAAAGCUAUUAAUACCUGCAUAAUAUUCCUUUAAAAAAAAAGUAGAGUCACUAUUUAAACAACAACAAAGAAGCGAAAGUGUUAUUAAAACUUUUUAGAUGAAUAUAUAUAUAUAUAUAUAUUAUACGAGAAUUGAAAUAAAUAUUUAUAAAAAGUAUAGAAGAUUGUUUUUUGCAUGAUUACCAUUUUUAACAAUGCGAUGAUGACCACCUUUCACACAUUCAUAUAUACAUAAUACAUUCAACAACGAUCUAGAUUGGAGAAGUCGAUAUUGUAUUUUGUUGCAUUAAAUCUGUACUGAUUCAAAAAUUAGAUUAACAUUUUGAUUUGUAUUUGUUGUAGACAUAAAACGAAGCUAAUUUUUCUGCCAAAAUGAAUAGAAAAACAGACUUUUGAUUGGAUUUUUCUAUAAAUCUUAAUGGCCAAUGAUCAUUAUUUGUACCCUUGCAUGUUUCUGCAGAAGUGAUAAUUGUAUCUUACUUGAAUAUAAAUGACAAACAGUAUUGACUGAAACGAUUUAGAUUCAUAUUUUUUUCUAUACCACAAAGAAACUACAUUUUUUAUAAUGAUCUUAUAUAUAUAUAUACGCGCUCGUAAUAUACAUAUAACUUAGAAAAUCCAUAACUGACUUUCAUAAACUGAGGGAAAUAAACUUUUAGUAUUUUCAUAAAACACCUUGAAAACAUAAAGACAACAAACAUGAAUCAGUACAAUCAACUUAAUAACAUAUCCUUGUACCCUUGCUAUCAAGUAAUGGCCAAAUGCAUAUAGAGACAGAUGAAUUAUAUAUUGUUAUUGUUAUUUUGAAAAAUAAGGUCCAUAUGAGCCUCAACAGAAAACCAUUUGUUGCUACAAUAUAUUAUGGUUUUCAAAAGGAAGAGAAGUAGCAUUUCCUGCUCGUAAUUGAAAAAGCUUACCGGACUUAAUGACGAAAAAUGUAGUGGUUUAUUCAUGCAACUUUUUCAUUAAGAAUUGAAUAAAAUAAAUCAUAAAUAUUAGCACAAAAACUUUAAAUUUAGCUGCCUAAAAUUGUAGUGCGCUCGGCGAUGUAUGGGUGAUGUAUGAAAAUUGGUUUUUAUUAAUUGGAUUGGAGUGGAAGAAGAGGGAUUAUAACCAUAUGUUUAGUUGUUAAAUUUCAGUCAUUAACGUCCCUUUUAAGAUAUAUUUUAAAAUGAUAUUGAGACCACCAGAUUUAAGGGUAAUAUUUAACAUCAGGCUUUAACUAUUUACUAUUCUAUCCAGUUGUGGGCAGAAAAUAGUACCAUUUACUUGUAACUUCAAGAAAAUUCACUGCCAUGCAAUUAUUAGAUGAAUAUUCAUGAGUGAAAUAAGGGAAAAUCAUGUUGGCCGCUAUAAUUUUAGUUUUUUGAGUUGCCCAGAUGGUAAUGAAAAAAAAACAAAUCAACUCAAAAAAAGUGAAAAUUUGAAUGAAUUUCAGUUUACUUUCAUUCCCAUCCAAUUAGUAAAAUCAACAGCAGCCAUAUAACUUAGCCGAAGUAGUUCAAAAUCUUAUUUAAAAAUAAAAUAAAAUAAAAGUACUAUUAAAUUGUAUUUAAUAUAAUUUGCUAGGAUAUCAUAAUAGAUAUUCAUUCUACUACUCACCAGGCGUUUUGCUGAAAAAUUAAACAAAAGAAAAAUAUUAACAAAAAAUGUUCAUUAGAUUUAUUUUAUAAUAAUUUUCUUAAGAAUAUAAAUGGCCUUAAAGCCCAUAUAAUUGCUAGCUAUAUAGUUCCAUAAAAUAAUUUAUAACCGACCCAAUAAUUGCUACGUUGCCAUAUAUGUACGUAUAUUUUAAUGAAAGAACUUGGAAUAUUUUAUUAACAAAUCGAGUUAUUUUUAAAAUUUAUUGGUUAUGAAAUAGAAUGAGUACCAUUUCUAAUAAAUAUUUAUAUUUUACUAAUACUUUUCUUCAAUACAGUAAUAAUUCUAGAAUUCUACUGAAGUUCAAUAAAUUUUAUUGAGGAUUUAAGCGAUUAAUAUAAUACGCAUGUUGAAAAGUAGAUUGAUAAUAUUAGAGAACCAAAAGAAAAGUUCAAUUUUAAUAAGAGAAUGAAAGGCGAUGACAAAAUUUAACAAUGUCUACUAAAGAAAAGUAACAAGUACAAUUGUAAUUUUUCUUAUAAAUAUAUUGAUGAGAAGAAAAAAAAAACAGAAAAAAUUAACAUCAAUUAUUAUCAAAGAGGAGUACUCAACUAAUAUAAAUAAUAUAAAAAAAAUCAUUUAUUUUCAUUAAAAAAGAGAAUAACCACAAACGAUUUUAAACAAUCUUCAUUUCCCACCCACAGUUUUGACAAGUUAAAUCAAUAUUAAAACUUCACUAAAUGUCAGGAAAUUUUCAGAAAAUCAUUUUAUAAUAAAUCAUGAGUAGAAAAUGAUAAAAGAUAUAAAAAGUUGUCUAGUAUACAACCAAUAGUUUGUAGAAGAUACACACCAAAGAAGAUAAAUAUUACAAAUCGAAAAACUCGUAAAUAAAAAUUCAUCGAAUAUCUGAGAUAGUAGAUAUAAAUCUUUGAGAAUAAAAAAAAACAUCAAAUGAACUUAAGAAGAAAAUAAAGAAGUAAAAGAAGGAGAAGAUUGCAUAUGUAAGAUGCAAAAGGGACAAAAGAAAAUAUAUUGUCAUAAAAAGAUGUAACAGUUGAAGUGAAUAACAUUUUGUUUGGAAUGCAAUAAAAGCUAAAGUGCUAGUUGAAUGAA